AUGUCACAAAAUGCCUACGACGAGCCUGUGUUCUUUGCAGGCUAUAGUGAGCUGCCUCGCUCGCAGCAAGGCCUUAACGGCGCAUUAGAGUGGCCGUUGUUGAGGGACCUCGUGGGCAAUGUGCAAGGAUACCAAGUGCUCGACCUUGGAUGUGGUUUUGGGUGGUUUUCUCGGUGGGCACAAGAGAACGGAGCUCAAAAAGUCCACGGGAUCGAUAUCUCUCGGAACAUGCUUGAGCGGGCAAAGACUUUGACUAUACAUCCCGCAGUCACAUACAGUAUCGGCGACCUUGAUACGAUCGAGUUGGAAAAGGACUUAUAUGACUUGAUCUACAGCUCCCUGGCUUUCCACCAUCUCCAAAAUCUGAAGGAGCUCAUUGGACAGGUCUACGAUGGAUUGAAAGCCGGCGGGCAUUUCGUCUUCUCGGUUGAACAUCCCAUCUUCACAGCCCCUAUUAUUGCACCGGCUUGGACUGAAAGUGCUGGUCGAACAGCGGCAUGGGCUGUAGACUCGUACGCUGAAGAAGGGCUUCGCAAGAGGGACUGGCUUGGGAUGGAAGUCUUCAAACAACAUCGCACGGUGGACACAUAUAUAUCAUUGCUUCUGGGCACUGGAUUCAUUUUGACGGCAGUCAAAGAGUGGAUGCCGACUAGCGAGUAUAUUAAAGACCAUCCUGAGUGGAAAAGGGAGCGACAUCGUCCACUUUUCCUUGUGAUUGGUGCACGAAAGCCUAAGGGAGCCCAAACUUGA
Penicillium psychrosexuale is the source of this 750-nucleotide messenger RNA. RefSeq names its product class I SAM-dependent methyltransferase. The record is from RefSeq and is a predicted model, not a curated record. Lineage: Eukaryota; Fungi; Ascomycota; Eurotiomycetes; Eurotiales; Aspergillaceae. Bases 1 to 750 code for a protein of 249 amino acids. The transcript has a single exon. Gene Ontology annotation, molecular function: S-adenosylmethionine-dependent methyltransferase activity.